Molecule: messenger RNA, 384 nt
Organism: Symbiodinium natans
Lineage: Eukaryota; Dinophyceae; Suessiales; Symbiodiniaceae
Source: the annotation of a GenBank genome assembly
AUGCUGCCCUGGCGUUUGUUCUUCCUUGUCACAGAUUUGAUCCCAUGUCUGCUUGCGUUUAUGCCUCUUUGCAACAGUGGGAAAAACUUUUUUCUGGGGAAGAUGGUGCUCAUUUUCUUCAUGCUUGUGCUCAAGGGGGGUUUGCCAAUGGCCCUGCUAAGCUUUUUCAUGAUGAUCUUCAAGCUAUCGGAUGGUCUUUUGAUCCUCGUGGUGUUGUGGUUGAUGCGCAGGGUAAAGUGGUUUGGACUCCUGGUGCUGCAAACAAAGAGCUGCUUGGUCAUUUGCUUCGUAUGCAGUUGCGGCGCAGACUCUGCGGUCUUCUUGCUGGUGAUACUUGGCUCGGCUCUAAUCACGCUGAUCUCGUCGCUACCUGCAAGCUCGUGA